ACUAGAAUUCCAGCACAUCGAUAGCACAGCUGGUGCCGAUUGAAGAAGUCAGCUGAUUUAUCUUUAUGGCAACGAAGAUAUCAGCUGUGGUAAAUACUUUUGUUUACGGGUAAAAGCUGCGGCCAUAGCGGAGGAAUCUCUGCUAAUUUAAUCAAAUAGACGCCAACACAAAUAAUGAAUAAACAAUCGAACUAAGUAACAUUAUAGACGCAAUUGAAACGACAGAAAUAUGCGCGAGCCCAAUUUGUACGUAAUUUUAUCUCACGCGCUAAUUGGCUCGGGCUUCUUUUUUCUGUAUAUGCACCAUGUGCGCGUUAUCUUCGAGACGCGCACCAACAUACGGCAUCUCAACCAAUUGGAGCGCGAGUCGAUGCUUCGCCGCGAAGAUGCCCUCUAUUACACAUUCUACAAGAAGCUAGCCGAUGGUCCAGAUUUCUGGCACGGCUACGACCUGCUAAAGAACGUUACAGACAUUGAGUACCCGCACAGCGUCAAUGUGCUCCAACGUUUCUAUGUGCUUCCCGAGCUGGUUACCGCCUACUUCUUCCAUAUUGUGCGCGCCGGCUUCAAUCCCAGCCUGCAGCCCAUGGAGUUCUACUUAGAGUUCGUUUGGCUAAUGGGCGGCGUCACGCUGCUGGUGCUCUACUUGUAUGGCACACUGCUCAGCGAGAAUGUGUUUGGCGGCAUCUAUGGCGUCAUCUCAUACCUGAUGUUCCACAGCUUUGCGGCCAAGAUCUAUGAGCGGCCGCUGGCGCGCGAAAACUUUGCAUUUCCCUUUAUAUUCCUGCAAAUGUUCUAUUUGUGCAUUUGCAUUGGCCGAUUGCUGCAUCGGCAGAAGCACACAUCACGUCUCUUUAUGGUCUGCGCCAUGUCUCUGUUUACGGCUUGUGCCCUGCUCUCGUGGCAGUUCUCCAACUAUAUAUUUACGACACAAAUUUUCAUUGUGAUGUCCUCGUGGAAUAUUUGCUCGAUGCCCGUGGGGCUGGCAAAUGCGUUCGCCCUGGACUAUUCCCUAUCACAUCUACUAGGCAACGUCCUCGCCUUUCUGAUCUCACAUGGCAACACACAGUUGCUCUUCACUUGGCAAUUGAAUCUGGCUCUCAGCAUGUUCGUGGUUACGCUCUUCCGGCAAUUGCGUAAUCGAUUUGUGACCAACAAUGUGCAGCAAGGUGAUUAUUUUUCGUUCAAGUUCAUAUUCUUGGCGCCGCUGUUUGCCAACAGCAUGCAGGGCAAACUUGUCGAUAUGCUGAACAAGUCUGGUCUGCUUACCUGGCAGGAGAACACGUACGUACACUAUUGCGAUAUGUGGGCGUACUGGAUGCUGCAGACAAAGGUAAGCUUUGUGACCAAUUUGUCUGCUUGCAAUCCGCUCUAUGCACGAGUCGCCUGGUCAGAGCUGUGGCAGUUGGUCAAGACGUUGAUUGUGAAGCCGUACUGCAUGUACGGCGUCGUCAUGCUGGCCACAUUCUUCCGCAAAUGGCGCAAGAGCAACAUCAUCACCAAGGCCAAUCAGGAGCAACGGGAACGCGCUCGCAACUAUGUGCUAGAGGAUUUCCUCGAAGAGCACCACGUGUCCAUGAGCGAUAUGUCCAACAAGCAGACUGAACAGCAGCUACAACAAUGCUUCGCCGUGCUCGAGAGCUGCGACCAUGAUUACGAGCGCUACAAGCGGGAGAAGGCCAAAAUGCAGCAUGAGCAGCCACCGGAGCGCGAUGACUUCAUGCAGGACAUCAAGCGGCUCAAGGCGCAGAUACAUCGCAACAGUGACAAGCAGCGCAAGGAGCGUGAACAGGCCUGCGAAUCGAAUGCCAAAGAGCCGUCGACCAGUGACCCCAGUGAAACUGCAGGCCAAGUAAAGGCAGAAACAGAAACGAAGACGGACUCGGAAAAUAAAACUGAAGUGCCGCCUACAAACGCAACUGAACCAGAACCUGAACCUGAAACUGAGGAAACAUUACCGUCCAAAGCCAAGGAGCCCAAAGAGCCAGCCAACGGCAGACGUCGUCAGGCGGCCUCAACACGUCGCAGCUCUGUUGUGCCCACAAUCAACGCUCAAAUAUUGAAUUUGCAUUAUAUGUACAGCUUCAUGCAGAUGGUUAUCUUCACGCUGAUUGGUCUCACCGUACGCAAGCUGUUCUUUCUGAGCUUCACGCAAGGCUGCGUGAUAGCGCCCACGGUCUGCUCCAAGAUCUGGUAUCAUCGGCAGCGCAACGUUUUUUGGUCUGUUUCGCUGGCCGUCUUCUUGCUCAGCAUGUUCGAUCCCGGCAUGGUGAAUAUACGCGAGGAGUACUUUCCCACACGGUACAAUCAUCCGUCUGACGACCUGGAGGGCAUGCUCGAGUGGAUUAAAUUGAAUACAGAACGCGAUGCCGUGUUUGCCGGUCCCGUUGAGAUAAUUGGCACCGUGCACUUGACAACCAGGCGCCCGAUAGUCAAUCAUGCACACCUCGAAAUGCGUCAAAUGGCGGAGCGUACGGAACAUGUCUACUCGGUGUACAGUCGCCAGCAAUCGUCUGAUAUAUACAAUCAGUACACACAAUUGAAAAUCCAAUACUUAAUCAUAUCUCUAAGCGAGUGCACCAACGAAGUGCGAGAUGACUGCGACAUCUUGUCCAUGUGGGAUGAUAAACAGCCAGCGUUUCGAAAGUAUCCCCAAUUUUGCCACGAGCUUCUGCACAAGAAUGUACCUAGUUUUUUAAAGGUCUAUACGAACGAUAAAUAUGGCAUCAUUAAGAUGUUCUCCCAAAGUGUGCAAAUCAAUUUGAAGCACAACAAAAUGCCCGAAAUGUCCAUGUGAGACAGACAAUAGGCCUAACCUUAUAUGUAACUUAGGGCUCAAGGCAAAUGUGACUAGGAUAUUUUACAAAAUUGACGACGAUGAUGAUAAUGAUGAAAUGUAUUAGUAUUUAGUAGUGGGCGAGUAGGCGUACACAGACAAAGACACAGACCCCAUAAUUGAGAUGUUGACACCAAAAAGCAGCUGCAACUAAACAAAUUCUAUAAAAUAUAAACAUAUAUAUAUAUAUAGCUA
This is a messenger RNA of Drosophila hydei, 3031 nucleotides long. Its product is annotated as C-mannosyltransferase dpy-19 homolog. Gene Ontology annotation, cellular component: nuclear inner membrane. The record is from RefSeq and is a predicted model, not a curated record. The transcript is spliced from 7 exons. Gene Ontology annotation, molecular function: mannosyltransferase activity. The coding region runs from base 230 to 2797 and encodes 855 amino acids. Lineage: Eukaryota; Metazoa; Arthropoda; Insecta; Diptera; Drosophilidae.